Molecule: messenger RNA, 2192 nt
Organism: Daldinia vernicosa
Lineage: Eukaryota; Fungi; Ascomycota; Sordariomycetes; Xylariales; Hypoxylaceae
Product: diphthamide biosynthesis protein
Exons: 1
Coding region: 427-2070 (547 amino acids)
Biological process (GO): protein histidyl modification to diphthamide
Molecular function (GO): 2-(3-amino-3-carboxypropyl)histidine synthase activity
Source: RefSeq, a predicted model, not a curated record
GUACAUAGGUACCUAGGUACACACAUGCAUCCCAUGCAUCCACUAAUACGACGCUAAUGCAUGCAUAUGUACCUUAGGUACAGUAAAACUACCCGCUGUCCCCGCUGUAUACUAUGGUCUCAAGGGUAAGUAAAACCACAGCCAUAAGUCGCGCACUAAAAGGUGGCCAAUGCGGUACUAGAAAUGCUAAAAAGCUGAUACCAAUUCUGGAUGAUAGCCACAUCUAACCCUUUUCGGUGGUACUUUUGGGGGUGGUUUUACUUUGGCCUGGUACCAUAGUAAUAGAAGUUGACCCCUCCUACCCUGCUACCCCUCCAAGACAAAAGAAAAGAAAAUACAUAACGGUUAACUAAAAUAAAAAUUUCAUACUUGAACUCUUGCUCAGAUAAUCUACAAGUUCCCCCCUCCCCCCCUUUUCUUCUCGCCAUGUCAUCUGAACUAAGUGCGCCUCCCAUCCUUUCGACACCGGCAGAACAUACAUUUAUCCAAGAUCCGACACCGUCUUCUGCGAUCUCUCAAGCGAAGCGCCCUCAUAGACCUGACCAUGAACUGUACGAAGUUUACGAGAUCGCCCGGACGGCCGUCGAUAUUCAACAGAAUGGCUGGAAACGAAUCGCCCUUCAGUUCCCUGAUGCUAUGUUACCGGAUGCGCCUUGGGUUGUCAGCGCGUUAAGCGUAGAAUUAGGAAAAGGUCAAACCGAGGUACAAGAUCAGAGCCAGCGUUUAUAUAUCUUGGCGGAUACGUCGUAUAGUGCCUGUUGCGUCGAUGAGAUCGCAGCGGAACAUGCGAAUGCUGAUGGAGUGGUACAUUAUGGUCGCGCAUGCCUAAGUCCAACUUCAAGGCUACCCGUAAUACACAUAUUCACGAAGCAGACGCUAAACUACGACGACAUAACUGAGGCGUUCGAGAAAGAGUUCCCGGAGAAGGCCGAUAAGGUAGUGCUAAUGGCCGAUGUCAUGUUUCAAGAGCAUAUUGGUCCUAUAAGUAAUCUCUUAAAGGAAAGGGGGUAUUCCAGCCUCAUCGCGACAGAAAUAUUGCGAGAUCCGACCGGAGCAAUACCAAAUCGCAAACUUAUAACCCCGGAUACAUCUAUUAAUUUGAACGAGUACCAUCUAUUUCAUAUUUCAACCCCUCCUACCUCCCUCCUCUUAACUCUAUCCUCUCGCCUCGCCUCUUUAAGGAUAUAUUCUACACCCUCAUCACCUUAUACUACGACAUCUGCACCUCCCGACCCCAGCGCCACUCCUGGUUUACUCCGCCGCCGUUACGCUUUAGUCAUCCGAUUUGCCACGGCAUCCAUCAUUGGAAUUCUAGUCAACACGCUCUCCGUAAAGAACUAUAUGUCUACCAUUUCUACGCUCAAAAGUCAAAUUGCGGCCGCCGGCAAGAAGAGCUAUACCAUUGUCGUCGGAAAGCUGAACGCCGCAAAGCUGGCUAAUUUCGCCGAGGUAGACGGCUGGGUUGUCGUUGGUUGUUGGGAGAGCGGGUUAGUCGAGCAAGAAGGCCUUUGGAAGCCCGUUAUCACACCCUUCGAGCUUGGUCUUGCGCUACAGGGCGACGAAAGCAGGGUUUGGACAGGCGAGUGGUGGGGUGGCAUCGAAGGUGUCAGAUCUUCCCCGGUUACCGACGGGAACGACGAGAAGUUGCCCAUACAAGAAGAUGUGGCCAAGUCAGUCCCUGAAGAAGUUGAAGGAGGCGUCGACGACGAAGAGUCAGAACCUCCCGAGUUCGAUCUCCGUACUGGUAAACUUGUUAGCCAUGGCCGGCCUAUGAGGGUUGCUAUCCGAAGCGCACCACGAAGCGGGCCUGAAAUUGAGGUCGCCGGUCUAAGCUCUAACCAGGGAACUACGAGCUCGGCAAUCAUCAAGCGAGCGGUCGGUGAUGUAGCCUUAGUAAACGGCGUUGCGAGCCCAGGAGCAGAAUUCUUAAGGUCGCAGAGAACCUGGCAGGGUUUAGGUACGGACUUCAAUAUUGAGAACGAUGACGAGGAGGAGAGCACCGUCAUUGAGGAGGGACGGAGCGGAGUCGCAAGGGGAUAUACUGUGGGCCAGGACCAGUUACGGGCGUGAAAUGACUUACUUUGCUAAUGGUAAGUGAGGCCACAGCGAUAACAAAUGAUAUUUCGGUUCCUCUGUGAGAAUAAAGCAACGUCCUGGGACAGCGAGUUCUCAUAAUAGUAUAAGGACCGGCA